Molecule: messenger RNA, 2526 nt
Organism: Mycosarcoma maydis (corn smut)
Lineage: Eukaryota; Fungi; Basidiomycota; Ustilaginomycetes; Ustilaginales
Exons: 1
Coding region: 1-2526 (841 amino acids)
Biological process (GO): intracellular signal transduction; protein phosphorylation
Cellular component (GO): cytoplasm
Molecular function (GO): protein serine/threonine kinase activity; ATP binding
Source: RefSeq, a predicted model, not a curated record
AUGUCUGGCAGAGACGCCUCUUCGCGGCGUCAGCCGUCGGAUCACCCCGACGGCGCGGCUUCCUCUUCUCGUUCUUCCAGCCGACAUCCCUCCCGAUCGGGCUCGGUACACCGUACCAAAGAAUCGACAAAGCAGCCUGUUCGUAUCGGUCAGUACAUCUUGCAGCAGACACUCGGAGCUGGCUCAUUCGGCAAGGUCAAGCUCGCUACGCAUGCACUCACAGGACACCGCGUCGCCAUGAAGAUCAUCAACCGUCGCAAGAUCUCGAGCCUUGACAUGGGAGGUCGCGUCAAGCGCGAGAUUCAGUACCUCAAGCUGCUGCGUCAUCCUCACAUCAUCAAACUGUACGAGGUCAUCACCACGCCCAACGAUAUCAUCAUGGUGAUCGAAUAUGCUGGCGGCGAGCUCUUCCAAUACAUUGUCGAUCGAGGCCGAAUGCCCGAACACGAGGCGAGGCGCUUUUUCCAGCAGGUCAUCUGCGCAAUGGAGUACUGCCAUCGACACAAGAUUGUACAUCGCGAUCUCAAACCCGAAAACUUGCUGCUAGACGAGUACCUCAACGUCAAGAUCGGCGACUUUGGGUUGUCCAACAUCAUGACCGACGGGGAUUUUCUCAAGACGAGCUGUGGAAGUCCCAACUAUGCUGCACCCGAGGUAAUCUCUGGAAGGCUGUAUGCCGGACCGGAGAUCGAUAUUUGGUCAUGUGGUGUGAUCCUGUACGUGAUGCUGUGCGGCAGGCUGCCAUUUGACGACGAGUACAUUCCGACGCUGUUCAAAAAGAUCAACAACGGCAUCUAUACGCUUCCAAGCUAUCUUUCGCAGGAAGCGAGGCACUUGCUCAGCCAGAUGCUCGUCGUAGAUCCGGUCAAGAGGAUCACAAUCCAAGAAAUCAGGCAGCACCCGUGGUUCAACGUGGAUCUGCCAGCGUACCUUCGACCUCUGCCGCCGACCCCGGCGACAGAAAACCACGGAUUCCACUUUGGCAUGACUGCAUCGCCUGCUGAUACGGGCUCGCCGGCCGAUGUCACAUCACCGACCAAUUCGAGCUCAGCGGCCAAUAGCGGCGCAUCUUCACAGACGUCGGCUCCGGCCAGUCGACCAGGCAGCCAGCCGAUCGUGACAGGCGACCUGGGCACGAUCGAGAAUGACAUUGUUGACGAGCUUGUCGGCAAGAUGAUGGGAUUCAACCGCGACGAGUUGAUGCAUCACCUUACCGAGAAGGGAGACAACCAGGUCAAGGUGGCGUAUCAGCUGGUGCGUGACCAUCGACGAAUGUUGCAGAUACAUCAUAUGGAGGAUGCACACGGUAUGGAGACGUUCCUUGCACAGAGUCCGCCUGCGUGGAACGAAGGGCUCGAAGGCUUUAUGGGCCGAUCCACCAGCAUUCGACGCAAGAACCGCGACAAGGAAGCUGCAGCUGUCACAUCCAAUAAGGAUCAAGUCCCGCCCUUGCCGACGUCGGCGCAAGCGCAUGUACACGCGCAAGCACAAGCACAAGCUCACGCAGCGGUGUCGGGUGCUGGAGAAGAUGAGGGCGACUCGUUCACCGCGGAUGUUGCAGAGCCGGAGCCGUCCGACGAUGGGAAUGAUACUUUGGCAAGCGACGACGACGACGUGCUGACCGACGACGACGGCCAACUGACCGACGUGGAAGAUGGUUCGGCUGAGAGGAUUGUCAGGAUUGCCGUACUCGAGACGUCUCUGCCAGGCUUCUUGCGAGCGAGAGAGGCCGAGAGACUGGCUACGCCAUCGGCAGAAAAGACGUCGUGGCCGGCGUGUACGCCCAUCGCUAGUGCGGCAACCGCGGCACUUGCACAGGCAUCCACGGCGCAGAUGCACAAGAAGCCGCGCUCGCGAUGGCACUUUGGUAUCCGAUCACGCAGUCCGCCCAUGGAGAUCAUGCUGGAGCUGUAUCGAACGCUGCAGUCGCUGGGGAUGGAAUGGAGAGCCAAGCCGGCGGCGAAGCAAGCCAAAGGCAGCGGAGGCGAUGGAGCAGCGGGAGCCGACGAUGCCAAGGAGAAGGGCAAGAAUGCAAGCGGCUCAGCGGUCAGCAAGGGUGAAGAGCUGUUCUUCCUCGAGACGAGGUGGAAGGUAGGCCACGUGCUCGUGCGCAUGGAUCUGCAAUUGUAUCAUGUGGACGCUGCCAAUUACCUCGUCGAUUUUCGAAAUGUGGGGUACACCACGCAGGAGACCUCUUUCGGCUCGGACGAUGAACACGAUGGACACGACGAUCAGAGGGACAGCGCUGGGAACAAGUCGGCAGCCAUGGAAGACGGAGCGGGCGGAGCAGGCGGAACGGCGAUUAUGGAUGUGAGCAAGCUGGAAGCUGCGUUUGACAAAGCCAUGACCGAGGCGCAGCAAGCGAUGCAGGAUGGCGAGCACGCUGGACAGCACCGUUUCGACGGUACGAGGAUCAAGCCGAGCCUGGCACCGGCAGUCCCGGCGGGCCGAAAGGAGGUCAACAGUCCGUUUUUGUUCCUGGAGUGUGCUACGCGGCUCAUUGUCGAGUUGGCGGGUGGCGCGUAG